ACUUGAGUGAAACGUUGCGUAUGUAGCACAUGUGAGAAAUUGCUAUAAAUUGAGCAACAUAUUGAACGAACGAAAUCAAAAGUGAUUACAAUUUAAAACGGUGCAUUUCAAUUAACACAAAAACCCAUUAAUAACAAGGAUGAAGCUUAUUCUAGUGAUUUUUGCUGUGACUUCGGUGGUGACGUUUGCAAAUGGAUUGCCGAGCAGUGAAGCGGAAUUUGACUUUGAUGUAUCCGAUAUCGAUUUGCUCACAAUUGACUAUAUGCUUGACAACGGACUUCCCAUCACCGACGACCAAAUCCAAUGCAUUAGAGAUGGCGUUCAAACGGUUAUAGAUGACAACCCGGAAUUGCAGUGGUGGUUUGAUGAGGUUGAAAAAUCAAUGACAAAAUUACAGGAAAACGCCAUAAAAUGCGCCUCACUUACUGGAAUCAAUCAAAAACGCUGUUAUUUGAAACUUAAACUCACUGCACAGUUGGAGCUUAGUCGCUUGGUCAAGUUAUUACCAGCCGAACAGAAAGCAAUAUUGUUGUUAAUAAAGGGCAUCGUCAAGGGAUGCUUAGAAUAACUAUGGAAUGGUGCAACACGGUGUUCAUUGUUUUAAUCCACAAAUAAACAUUUUAUCACUCAAAACUAUGGAAAAAUCCAAUUAAACUUUAUGUCCAAUUUCUGUAAUGACACUAAAGAUUAACCAAGCAUUUGAAUAAAAAAAUGAGCAAAAAAAAAGACAAACCCGAA
Messenger RNA from Sitodiplosis mosellana (orange wheat blossom midge), 738 nucleotides. RefSeq lists its product as uncharacterized. The record is from RefSeq and is a predicted model, not a curated record. The transcript has 5 exons. Bases 140 to 568 code for a protein of 142 amino acids. NCBI's taxonomy places the organism in Eukaryota, Metazoa, Arthropoda, Insecta, Diptera, Cecidomyiidae.